Purpureocillium takamizusanense is the source of this 2493-nucleotide messenger RNA. RefSeq lists its product as uncharacterized. The record is from RefSeq and is a predicted model, not a curated record. NCBI's taxonomy places the organism in Eukaryota, Fungi, Ascomycota, Sordariomycetes, Hypocreales, Ophiocordycipitaceae. Gene Ontology annotation, cellular component: cytoplasm. The transcript has 5 exons. Gene Ontology annotation, molecular function: ATP binding; protein serine/threonine kinase activity. Bases 1 to 2493 code for a protein of 830 amino acids. Gene Ontology annotation, biological process: autophagy; peptidyl-serine phosphorylation.
AUGGAGAACGACUUGCCGGAGCAUGUGCGAGACUACAAGCUGGACACGCGGUUCCUCAGGGAUCGCAGAGUUGUCCAUAUUUUGAAUGAUCCCCAAGCGCCCCCUUCGUCGCCAAAGGUGCAGGAACGCUGGGAGCGCGAUAGGCUACCCAUCGCUCGCGGCGGCCAGGCCAAGGUAUAUUUGGAGACGUGUAUAACCGAAGGCCAUCGAUACCAAUCCCGCCGCGCCGUGAAGGUGACACGACUUGACGACCGCAGCGGCGCAAGGCGACGAUGCCUCAAUGAGCUCAAACUCAUCACCAAGCUCUCUCACGACAGAUAUUCGAGGCAUUUCGUCAAGACAUUAGGAUGGUAUGAGUCGAAGAAUUAUCUGUACGUCACAAUGGAAUAUUUUCCUGCAGGGGAUCUGCAGGCAUAUCUUGACGAAAACCCAUUGGCCGAGGACGAGGCUCGCCAGAUUGCCAUCCAGGUCCUACGAGGCCUCGUGCUCAUGCACGGAGAAGGCUAUGCGCACCGUGACAUAAAACCCAAGAAUGUCUUAAUCCGACAACAUCCGAAACUCGGGGAAGCCGGCCUUUGGUGGGUCAAGCUCUCAGACUUUGGAACCAGCAAGCAACUGGGGGGAGCACCUGUUGAGACGGAAAGCACGGUGCUCAUGAGUGAGCAUUAUACGGCACCAGAAAUUCUAUUGGGUCAGACAGGACGCUCGGAUAUCAACCACCCAGCGACAGACAUGUGGGCUUUGGGCGUCUUGACGUUCUUCAUGUUGACCAAGACUCACAUGUUUCCCGAUUUGAUGAGCCUUAUCCAGUACGGGGAGAAUCCGGACGAGCUCUUCCCCCGUCAGCGGUUGGAUGAGUCUUGUGUCGGCAAGCAAGGUCAAGCGUUCAUCCGCGCGUUGGUCAGACCAGAGGCAAGAGAGCGACUUGACGCCAACGCGGCGGCCGUUCAUGAAUGGGUGCAGGACUGGAUACCACGCGAACCAGUAGUCUUAGACGCUCGCAGCGAGUCUACGGUCUCAUCGCCGCUCUCGGAAAGCUACAUCGAAAAGGGCUUGACAACGCAGGAAUCUCAGAUAACUGGUUUAGAACACCCCCUAUCGCAUUACCCGUUGCCGGGAGCCACCGCCUCAAACGGGACAUUUGCCGAGGCGGUUGACCAUGGAGACAUGAAGCUACCUGUUGCUAGUGGCACGAGUCUUCAGUCCGUAGAUUUGGCCAAGAGUAUGGAGAACCCCAUGGCCGAUGACCAGAAGGAUCUCCAGCGGCGCAUGCAUCGCAUCCUCAGCGGCAACUUGACAGAUGCAAGCCGGAAGAACUCCAGAUGCGAUAAGCACCCCGUCUCCAACGUGUCAGGGGAGCUGCGGUACGUGCGUCUAAGAGACACUCUAGAGGAAUUAAUCGCAGAUCUGGAGUCCUGGCAGAACCAUUUCGGAUUUCGCAUGGUCGACGCAUAUCUCGACGACAUCAUCGAAACGGGAGCCGCUGAUGCAGCUGGGCCCAGUUUCAAUGAGCCCGCUGGGGAAUCUCACACCGUCUUCGUCGGUGAAGAGGCAUUCGAGGCGUACAAUAAAGAGGCCAUUCCGUACAGUACGGCUUUGGUAGCUUGGCGCCCGACCGACUCCGAGAGCCUGAUCAUCGACAUCGCCACCAAAGGGGCAGGCACGCAAAGGUACGCGCGGGAGCUUGCCCGACGCUUUCGAUAUUCGAGCCCGGCGGUCUUGGGGAUACUCUACUGCGAAGGGGUUGUGCGACUAUCUGGGGAGUCCAGCGUGGCUUUCCUCUUCCGUCUCCCCAACGAAUACACAAACGUCCGCAGCGUCCGGCAACUGCUCCUGUCAGGUCAAGCGCACGACUCGCUUUCCGACCGGCUCGAAAUGGCCAAACGGCUGGUCAACGCUGUGUAUACCGUCUCCUUGCACGGAUACGUGCACAAAAACAUAUGCCCUGAGACCGUAUUGGGCUUAAGCAGGAGGGACGAAGUCAAGCUCCCAAGCAUGGCCGUCUUGGUCGGGUUCCAGGCCUUGCGAAGAGAGGGUGCUGAGACAUACCCUCUGACGGAUAGCAAGUGGGAGACGAACCUGUACCGCCAUCCGCAACGGCAAGGAACCAGCGUCGACUACUACACUACGCAGCACGACGUUUACAGCCUUGGGGUUUGUCUCUUGGAGAUUGGACUUUGGCAGUCCUUCGUUACAUACCGAGCCGACGGGACUACACAGCCCUCCGCAGCACUCGGGCUCGCUGAACGUGGUGCACUACUCAAGAACCCGAAAGCACUGAAGGAGCAUCUGACUGCACUCAGUCGCAGCACCGCACUGAGGGCAAAGAUGGGCACCCGCUACAGCGAGGUUGUUGAGACGUGCUUGACGUGUCUGGACGAGAAUAAUGAGGAUUUCGGCGACAAGAGGGCAUUCCAGGAUCCGAACGGGGUGGAGAUGGGCGUAUUGUACCUUGAAAAGGUCACCAAGAAGUUGGACAGGGUAUCUGUGUAA